UUUUAACCUAUCAUAGUGCGAAACGCGUCUGAAGGUGCGAAAAACAAGGACCUCAUACCAACAUGGUGUUUACUUCUCCAAGCUGGGUGCCUCAGCUCCCAAUUGAUCCUCCUGAUUCGAUACCUAUUGCUGAAUUUAUGAAGAAUGAGGCGUAUGGUCGCCAACCCAUUGCCAAGAGCAGACAUCCAUUUACCUGCGGUAUCACUGGUCGUUCAUACUCGGCACCUGAACUGUUCGAGCGGUCAGAGUCCUUUGCAAGAGCUUUGGCAAAGCGUCUUCAAUGGCAGCCAAAUGAAGGAACGCCAUGGGAUAAGGUUUUGGCUAUCUUCUCUCUCAACACAAUUGACUUUGUAACUGCCAUCUAUGGCGUUCACCGACUCAAUGGGAUUGCCACGCCGGCCAAUGCCGCUUACUCCUCUGAUGAACUGACUCAUCAGCUCAAGGCAUCAGGAGCCAAGGCUCUAGUCACUUGUACACCACUACUCGAGGUAGCACUUGAGGCAGCCAAGAACGUUGGCAUACCAGACGAAAACGUCUAUCUGUUCGACAUACCGCGAGCUGAACCUACCUCAAGUUUCAAACAUGCUUCCGUAGAGGAUCUUAUCAACGAAGGUUCGAAACUUGAAGAGCUCGAGAAGCUCCAGUGGGUUCAGGGUCAGGGUGCACGUCAGACAGCCUUUUUAUGCUUCUCAAGUGGAACAUCAGGAUUACCGAAAGCUGUGAUGAUAUCUCAUAGAAACGUCAUCUCGAAUGUAUUGCAGCAUGUUACCUAUGACUCUGCCGCCAGACAGAAGAAAGGCGUGGAAACACAAGCAGUGACAGGGUUUCUGCCCUUCUCUCAUAUCUACGGCCUUGUUAUUGCUGCUCAUACUUGCACGUGGCGAGGUGAUCAGGUCAUUGUUCUCCCAAAGUUUGACUUGAAUGAUUUCCUCAAGUCGAUCCAAGAAUUCAAGAUUCGGCAGCUGCUAGUGGUACCACCAAUUAUCAUCCAAGUCUUAAGAUUCAAGGAUAUUUGCGCCAAGUAUGACCUAAGCAGUGUUAAAUUCGUCUACUGCGGCGCUGCACCGCUGGGUGAAGAGACUAUCCAGGAUAUGAAGAAUCUCUACCCUGAUUGGACAAUCGCCCAAGCCUAUGGAAUGACUGAGACUGCCACCGUCGUCACGUCUUCAAGCGAGGAUGAUGUCUUUACAAAAGGCUCUGGGUCCUUAUUGCCGGGUGCCAAAGCCAAGAUCAUUGACCUUGAAGGCAACGAGGUCACUGAGUAUGACAAGCCAGGCGAGCUCCUCGUUCAAGCCCCGUCAGUUGUGCUGGGCUAUCUGAACAACGAGAAGGCUACCUCUGAAACGUUUGUACAUCACCAAGAUGGAAGAUAUAUCCGCACUGGAGACGAAGCCAUAGUGACUUUGGCUCCGUCUGGUCACGAACAUAUUGUGAUUGUCGAUAGAAUCAAGGAACUCAUCAAGGUCAAGGGCCAUCAGGUUGCACCCGCGGAACUCGAGGCUCAUAUUCUGACAAGCCCACAUGUCUUUGACUGUGCUGUGAUCCAGGUACCUGAUGAGAGAUCAGGAGAGGUACCGAAGGCUUUUGUAGUGAAGAGUUCUUUGGCUGAGUCCUUGGAUGAGAAGAAAGUGGCGAAUGAUAUCAUGAAGCAUGUUGCUGAUAACAAGGCUUCCUAUAAACAACUUAGAGGAGGUGUAGAGUUCCUGGAGGUUAUACCCAAGAGUCCAAGCGGAAAGAUCCUUCGUCGACUGCUUAGGGAUAAGGAGCGAGAGAAGAGACGAGCUGAGGGAGCAAAGCUAUAGAUCUUAGAAUACUUGAGCGCCUACUUUAGCAUUUUCAUUGUGGUAUUUGUAAUUUUCCGAGGAAGACUAGUGGUUUACUCUAGUCUUUCUUCUUCAUUCAAUAUGAG
Fusarium oxysporum Fo47 is the source of this 1909-nucleotide messenger RNA. Its product is annotated as acyl--CoA ligase. Bases 63 to 1802 code for a protein of 579 amino acids. The record is from RefSeq and is a predicted model, not a curated record. NCBI's taxonomy places the organism in Eukaryota, Fungi, Ascomycota, Sordariomycetes, Hypocreales, Nectriaceae. The transcript has 7 exons. Gene Ontology annotation, molecular function: CoA-ligase activity.